Labrus mixtus (cuckoo wrasse) is the source of this 3386-nucleotide messenger RNA. RefSeq names its product growth/differentiation factor 2-like. Gene Ontology annotation, biological process: SMAD protein signal transduction; BMP signaling pathway. Gene Ontology annotation, cellular component: extracellular region. The coding region runs from base 1 to 1332 and encodes 443 amino acids. The record is from RefSeq and is a predicted model, not a curated record. The transcript is spliced from 3 exons. Lineage: Eukaryota; Metazoa; Chordata; Actinopteri; Labriformes; Labridae. Gene Ontology annotation, molecular function: cytokine activity; growth factor activity.
AUGGGAGCGGACAUCAGGACAGUGGUCCUUGUGUUUGGGAUCUCCAUUUUCAACUUUUGCAAUCGCAAAGUCUGUUUUCAAGCCGGGAAGAAGGUGUGUUUGAGUCUGGUGGUUUCUGUCUGCUCCUGCACAUGUAAACCUCUCCAUAAUGACAUCCAGAGUGACUAUGGUGAGGAAUUCUACUCUCAGCUGUCAGAGCAGGACCUUCUGGAGGAGGAAGACACUGACGCCAGGAUGGCGAACCUCCUGGGAAGCAUGAAGGAGAGCUUUUUAAGGAAACUCAACCUGUCGGAUGUUCCUCAGGAGCAAAGCAAGAUCUACCCUCCUCAGUUCAUGAUGGAGCUCUACAAUAAGUACGCUUCUGACAGCUCAAUCCCUCAGUCUGAUGUCAUACGAAGCUUCACUGUGCAAGAUAUCACUCUCUCUGUGACAAAUGGCACAAAGUCCAAACACAGGCUGCAGUUCAACAUCAGCAUUCCCAACCACGAAAAGAUCACUACUGCUGAACUACAGCUGUUCUUCACCCCGGAGCCCAGGUCAACGGUCAACUCAAACAGUUUCAGGACCACAGUGAAAGUCUAUGAAGUGGAUUACAACAAUUUCACAUCCACAAACCAACUACUGGUGGGCAAAGAGGUGAAAGGCUCGCAGGGCACAUGGGAGACCUUUGAUGUUACUACAGCCAUUCAGAGCUGGAUCAAGUUUGGCCAUGGAGCAACCGUUUUUGAUGUAGUGGUUGAUAGGAAGGACUGCAAAACUCCUAGAAGUGGAGAGGAAGGAGUACGCUGCAUCAAUAUGAGCACCUCUGUCGGAGAUAACACUUCAGCUGCUUUGAUAGUCUUCUCUGACGACCUGGGCAGCAGGAGAAGGGAGAAGAAGAAGGAGUUAAGAGAGAUGAUUCUCCAUGAAGAAGAGACCAUCUUUCACUCGGGAGCUGACUGGAACAUAGGAGAUCAACUUUCAAACGAGAUCCCUGAAGCGGAACAUCCGCGGAGAAAGAAAAGAAAGGCCGAGAGGCAAUACUGCCAGCGGACCUCGCUCAAGGUCAACUUCAAAGACAUCGGAUGGGACAGCUGGAUUGUUGCGCCUCCAGAAUAUGACGCCUACGAAUGUCGAGGCCUGUGCUACCACCCGCUGACGGACGAAUCGACCCCAUCGAAACACGCCCUCAUCCAGACGCUGAUCAACAUCAGGGACCCCAAAAAGGCCAACAUGGCUUGCUGCGUCCCAAUCAAACUGGACCCCAUCACAGUGAUGUAUAAGGAGAAUGGACGCCUCACUAUAAGAUAUCUUUACGAAGAGAUGAGGGUGGCAGAGUGUGGUUGCAGGUAGUCAGUGAGAGUUGGUUUCCUGAUGCGACUUAAACGGUUUCAUUCAUGUCACUCGCAUGUCCCUCCUUGGAUCCAGUUAAAGGAACAAGGUCCACAAAGAAACAUGAACACCAGCUACUACUUAGGUCCUAGGUCAAUAAGAAAAAUUAAAUAUUACCCCCUUUGCCACCACAUGUAAGCCUAUUACACCAUGAUAAUCGAAAAAGUCUACAGUCAUGCCAACAGCUCUGUGACAGAGAUAAUUAGUGUUAUUACCAGAAUGACAAAAACAUGUUUAUAAUAGUCUAUUUAUGACAUUGAAUUUGACCUGUCAACAUGUUAACGCCAAGUGUUGGCAUGUUAGCAUUAAGCUAAACAGUAUCAUCUACACACAAACAGUGUUAAGCUAUUAAAAAACCUACUGAUCAUAUUCAUUAUCUUAUCCAAAUGUGUUAGCACUUAAGCUAGCCUGAAACACAUGUACGUUUGUUAGUUUUGAGCUUCAUGAUUUGAUGAGCAUGCUCACAAUGAUAAUAAAUCAUGAUCAAUGAUAUUUUGCAGGUAUAAUAAAGGUCUAUGUUCAUGACCUCUUCCGUGUUAGCGAGUUUUCUGACACCCUGACAAGGUUGUUAGCAUCUUAUUUUUGAGCUACUUGGUGUCCUUGCCAUGCACACAUGAUAAUGAAAACAUGCUGCAAUUUUUUACAGGUAAAAUGGUAAUCAUUAUCUUUUAUCUUAUGUAAGUGUGUUAACAUGUUAGCAUUAGCUAAUCAUUUCUAAAAAAAAAAUAGUAUGGAAAUAUCUUUAGCUUUGCAGGAUAUUAGACAAGAUGCAAAGAUUAUCAGUCUGAUGAUUUGGGCUGGAUGAGAAGCUGCUCCAAAGGCAAAGGUGUUCUUCUCUGUGUACAAAUCUUAAUGGCUGACUGGUUACAUAUUACAGACCAAGGUGAUGGACAAAUGACAUAGCCAUUCUCUUGAGUUAUGCCCCUUGUAUGGGGAAGGAGAUCAUAAAGGUCAUGCAAUGCUACAAUAAUAAUGUAAUCUUUUUUUUUGUUCGCAUUUUAACAUUACUCAGCAGAAAACUAAAGGACAUAGACGUCUUUUAACUGUUUAUUUAAUACAUGUACAUACAUCUUGGUCCAAUGUGCUUCAAUAAAACAAAUUAAUUAUAUUAUUAAAGGGCAAAUAAUGUAAAAGUGAACUUAAAUAUGUAAAAAGUAAAGUGAAAAUAAAUGUGUAAAGUCAAAAAUUGGUCUAUGGUCUUAUUUUAUUACUAGUACAACAAAUCAACAAUACUUUUUUUCUGAAAGAAUUCAAAAGUAUUUCUAAAACUGUCCAUAGUGAUGAAGCUAAUUGACGACAGUAAGAUAACAUGUAAUCCCAUCUGUUCAUCUGCUAAUAACAGGAAUACUGUAUAAUGUGAAUAAUCAGGAUUCAUACAUUUACUUGUUCAGCUUACAUCACUUGUUAAAUUGUGUUUGUUACCUCCACUACAAGCAAUUCUUAAAGUGGCAUUUCAUACAAUUGUUACAUUAUAUAAAGUUCAUACUUUUCUAAAUAAGGUAAAUGAGAAUUUGAUGGACUCAAUCUGCCAAAUCUGUAAUAAAGCUUCUAACCCUCGUUCCUAUCUCUUUUAACUUCAGGUGCUGACUGUAGGCUACUAAAAGGUAUAAAACACUGAUAAAACAUCAUGGACUAGUUUGCAGUGUUAGUUGUUGAUUGCAAGAAAAAGCCUUUUUCACAGCAGUGAAAAAUAAUUAUAUCUCUAAAUACACCAAACAGAAGCCUGCAUCCCAACUACACCUAUAAACCGAUAUGACAUGGGGUGUGACAGCUCCAAGAUGCAGCCAGGGGGCGUCAUUUCUUAGAGGACCAUCAUCCUUUGCAGAGUGGCAGGAUUAAAAGCAGCAAAAUCAUACCAGUGAACUGUUGACAAGGAAUGGAUUUACAAUUGCAGCACAGUACCAAUCACACCCAUGACACGGUGUUGAAAGCAAUAUAAAGUAACUUUACUUUCACAUUAAAAUUUUAGUUUGCUUGUUUGAGGAAAUGUUUGAGGAAAUGAAAGAUGUUUGUAU